AUGGAUGUCUCCAGCUCUCUUAUCCAGCUUCAGGAUAACACAGAGUUUCUGUUCGACUGUGAGGGCCUUCUGGAGCAAAGAUUCUCUGCUUCUGAUGCCGGCUACUACAGCGCCUGCAGCAGCCUCUCACCGGCUUCCUCCACCGAUUCCUGUUGUUUCUCUCCACCAACUUUCCAUUAUGGAACAGGUCAGGAGAGCUUUCCAGAGCUCUUCCCUUUGAUGAACAACACUGAUCAAGAAGAGAAGAAAAAUAGCACGGUGGGCAAGAGGACUGGACGACCGCGAUCAAAGUUCCCUGGGCUGAAGCGCCAGAGUGCGAGCGAACGGGAGAAGCUCAGGAUGAGGGACCUGACCAAAGCAUUGCACCAUCUCAGGACCUACCUGCCUCCAUCAGUGGCUCCUGCUGGACAGACGCUGACCAAGAUCGAGACUUUGCGCCUCACCAUGCGUUACAUCUCCUACCUGUCGGCUCAGCUGGAGCUCGGGCAAGAAGCGGCAGCUCACGGGAGUCCUUCAGCGCCAAUGCAGGCUCCAAACACGGCAGCUUUCUAUGAACAGAGCCUUAACCACGUGGCUCCUCAGACACCAAACUUCUCCACACAGGAGGUCUUCAAUAUGCCUUACUGUCAGAAUGCAGAGAAUAGCAGCCUGCCUUCAUCUCCAGCUCAGGAUUACUGGAUUCCCCAGCAGCAAUACUGCUAUUAUGAACAGUGCUAA
Molecule: messenger RNA, 717 nt
Organism: Ictalurus punctatus (channel catfish)
Lineage: Eukaryota; Metazoa; Chordata; Actinopteri; Siluriformes; Ictaluridae
Gene: mespaa
Product: mesoderm posterior aa
Exons: 2
Coding region: 1-717 (238 amino acids)
Biological process (GO): somite rostral/caudal axis specification; heart morphogenesis; regulation of transcription by RNA polymerase II
Cellular component (GO): nucleus
Molecular function (GO): RNA polymerase II cis-regulatory region sequence-specific DNA binding; protein dimerization activity; DNA-binding transcription factor activity, RNA polymerase II-specific
Source: RefSeq, a predicted model, not a curated record